Messenger RNA from Pomacea canaliculata, 604 nucleotides. RefSeq lists its product as uncharacterized. The record is from RefSeq and is a predicted model, not a curated record. Lineage: Eukaryota; Metazoa; Mollusca; Gastropoda; Architaenioglossa; Ampullariidae. The transcript has 4 exons. The coding region runs from base 1 to 480 and encodes 159 amino acids.
AUGAAUGGGCUGUGUGUUAUAGAGAUGGACCUGCCCAUUCGUAGAAACAAACCAAUAAUUUUUGCUGAGGCAGCAAUGCUAGUGCUUGCACGUGCAAAGCUGGAUGCACAGGAGGGCCGUGCAAGCACCAGGCAUUUUUUAUGCAAACCCUUGCACAAAAUUAAAACUGAUACACAUUUGGUAAGUGCUUUCCAUACCUUUGGAAAGUACACUGGAGUUAGUCUACCUACAGGGAAAAGAAAAAUAAUCUCUAAUAAGCGAAUUGGCAUUCAGCCUACAUCUCUGCAGAGGAGACAACGUGCUGUGCCUGGUCUAAAAAGGCAUGGUGCAGGCCGUCCGAAAAAGCCAUCUGAAGGCGAGAUACAAGCUUGCCAUGAGAAAGGUAAAAGUAGGAAUUUCUCCUCACUUUCAGGGGCUCACAGCUUAAAACAUUGUGUGUCGCAAAAUACAUCCCUGGGAGGAACUCAUUCAAAAAAGUAAAACAUAGCUUUUCUAAGAUUAGUUGAUACUGUUACUUUAACCAUUGUUUUUUGAAGAAAUUUUGCACAUCACAUCUGAUGAAGAUAGAAAGAAAUAUCUGUAAAAACAAGGAAACUACAAAAAA